UCAGGUGUACGGGACGGGGCGAUAGGCUUAUCAGGUGUCGGCGUUAUCUCCGCUUCGGAUUUUGAUAACGCCGGAGAAGCGCCGCGGCGGUGUGAGGUAGCAGUUGAGCAGGUGAUCCCUGAUAUGUUCGCAGGCUACGAGCAGCAGGAACCCUACAACCCGGGCUACCAGGAUCAGUCCUGGCUUUUCUUCCCCCCGGAUUAUCCUUACGCCACCGCCGAGGAUGACUUCAGAUUGUUGGAUAGUAUGAAAGUAGGGACCGGAGGUCAAGCACGCUCCUCUGGAUUCCAUAUUAGUGAUAUUUUAGAUUUAAACGAUGGCAAAGUGCAUCAUUCAGACCCCGCCAUACCAAAUGGGUCGGAAUUGGCGGGGAGUUUGCUCUUCCCUGGGAGUCUUUCAACGACGACAGAUGCGCAGACGGCGCUGCAACAUCAUUGGGCAUCGACACUCACAGAACUUAGAGCGUUCGGGCCGCACCCGCAGCAGCAAGCCUCGCCGGACUCGACGUCACCAGGGGUGGCCGACCUGACGGACUCGGGGAGCACGCCGGGCCUCCUGAACGCGGACUCCUCGUCGGUGGGGAUGAGCGGGCUCAAGGCCGAGACGGAGACGGAACUCGAGGAUGAUGGCGAGGACGACGCCGACGACGAGGCCCUCAACCAGCAGUCCAACGGCUCCUCGGCCUCCGCCCAGGGCGCCGGCGCCGGCCACAAGAAGCGCAAGCGCCGCGUCCUCUUCUCCAAGGCCCAGACCUACGAGUUGGAGCGCCGCUUCCGCCAGCAGCGCUACCUGUCGGCCCCCGAGCGGGAACACCUCGCGUCCAUCAUCCGGCUCACGCCCACGCAAGUCAAGAUCUGGUUCCAGAACCACAGGUACAAGACGAAGCGGGCUCAGCAAGAAAAAGGCCUCCACGUGGAACACCAUUCGGCAGGGAGCGUGCCCGCACCAAGACGAGUCACCGUCCCGGUUCUGGUUCGAGACGGCAAACCGUGCACGAAUUCGGGGAGCAAGACCGACCAACUGGUUCUCCCGUCCUACACGCACCCUCUCAUGCACCCCCAGGUCCCCCGAACCUGGUGGUAGGCCAACCGAACAAUUCCGUCGGGUCAACCGAACGUUCUGCUGCCGACUGUCCAUAACACUGUAUCAGCUCCUCCAACGUAAGGGCGUAUCUCGAUUUCCGCAUGAGCCCCAGAAAGCAUGGAUUUAUAUGUAAAACAGGGCUCACGUGGCAAU
Molecule: messenger RNA, 1236 nt
Organism: Bemisia tabaci
Lineage: Eukaryota; Metazoa; Arthropoda; Insecta; Hemiptera; Aleyrodidae
Biological process (GO): cell differentiation; regulation of transcription by RNA polymerase II
Cellular component (GO): nucleus
Molecular function (GO): DNA-binding transcription factor activity, RNA polymerase II-specific; RNA polymerase II cis-regulatory region sequence-specific DNA binding
Source: RefSeq, a predicted model, not a curated record